Molecule: messenger RNA, 564 nt
Organism: Striga asiatica
Lineage: Eukaryota; Viridiplantae; Streptophyta; Magnoliopsida; Lamiales; Orobanchaceae
Source: the annotation of a GenBank genome assembly
AUGGGAAAGAGAUGGUCAAACAGACGAAUCCGAGGCCGCGUCCAAUCACAGCAUGCCAUCUGUCCUCGCGCUCAAUCUCCUGAAAAAAUUACUUGGCACGGACGGCAUCUUGCUCCUGAACCUCGGGUGCCUCAGCACGUAAAGCCCCACCGCAAGCACCACGACCCGAAAAGGCGUCACGUACAGCACCACAGCCGAACACAGGCAGAACAAAACGAACAGGGCAGUGGCCCGCGGGUCCCGCCAGCUCAGCAACGAGCCCACCCUUUCCCCCUGCGCCGCCACGUCACCAGCCACCGUCUGCACCCUUCCCGCCACGCUCCUCAGCCGAUCAUACCUCAUACGCACCAAAUCCGGGCCCCGGCUCGUCGGGAACGUGUCCAACUCCUCGUCCAGCUCAUCGGGCCCAGCCCCCUCGGCCCACGAAAGCCUCGAGUCCAUGCGGGCCGGGCCCCUCGGACGGGCCCUGUAGUUCCACAGCCCGACGAGCAACGCGUAGAGAAAAAUGGUCGGGAGUAUGAGUUCCGGGUAACAGACGAGGAUGAGGAACAGGACGUGGACUAG